AUGUCUGCCAUGAAGAUAACAAGCGCCUUUGUGCUCCUCACCCUGGCAGUUCUUUGCUUAGCAAAUGCUGCCAAGGAGAAUGAGGUAGACUGCAGUGAAUACAAGAGGCUAGAGAGAGGAAGACCUAUUUACUGCGAAAGACUCUAUCAACCUUUCUGCGGCUCUGAUGGGAAAACGUACAACAACAAAUGUUCUUUCUGCAAAGCAGUCCUGAGAAGUAGAGGCACCUUACACAUGAAGCAAGCAGGGGCAUGCUGA
Gavia stellata (red-throated loon) is the source of this 258-nucleotide messenger RNA. RefSeq names its product ovomucoid-like. The record is from RefSeq and is a predicted model, not a curated record. The coding region runs from base 1 to 258 and encodes 85 amino acids. The transcript has 4 exons. Gene Ontology annotation, molecular function: protein binding; serine-type endopeptidase inhibitor activity. NCBI's taxonomy places the organism in Eukaryota, Metazoa, Chordata, Aves, Gaviiformes, Gaviidae.